Messenger RNA from Nycticebus coucang (slow loris), 6820 nucleotides. Its product is annotated as CD302 antigen. Lineage: Eukaryota; Metazoa; Chordata; Mammalia; Primates; Lorisidae. The transcript has 35 exons. Bases 54 to 5219 code for a protein of 1721 amino acids. The record is from RefSeq and is a predicted model, not a curated record. Gene Ontology annotation, molecular function: signaling receptor activity.
GGUGGGUACCGCGAGCGCCCGAUCGCCGAGUGGGACCAGGCGGGCGGCUCGGGAUGAGGACGCGCCGGGCCACCCCUCGCCGCGCGGCGGGGCUCCUCCUGCUGCUCCUCCCGUGCUUUGGGCUUGCGCAGCCCUCUGGCCGCUCAGGCAAUGAUCCAUUCACCAUCAUCAAUGCAAACACAAGCCAAUGCAUCAAACCCCUGUCCAGCUGGAUAGUAGCAGCGGACUGUCUUGAAACUGAAGACAUGUUAUGGAAGUGGGUGUCCCAGCAUCGACUUUUUCAUUUGCAAUCCCGGAAGUGCCUUGGCCUAGACAUUACUAAACCCGAGGAUUCUUUGGGAUUGUUUAGCUGUGACUCCAGUGUUAUGCUGUGGUGGAAGUGUGACCACCACUCAGUGUAUGGUGCUGCCCAGUAUAGGCUGGCUCUGCAGAGCGGUCAUGCCAUAGCAACUACUGAUGCAUCUGAUGUCUGGAAGAAAGGAGGCUCGGAGGAAAGCCUCUGUGACCAGCCCUACCAUGAGAUCUAUACCAGAGAUGGGAACUCCUAUGGGAGACCUUGUGAAUUUCCAUUCUUGGUUGAUGGGACAUGGCAUCAUGAGUGCAUUCUUGAUGAAAAUCAUAGUGGGCCAUGGUGUGCCACCACCUUAAAUUAUCAAUAUGAUCAAAAGUGGGGCAUCUGCUUAAAACCAGAAAAUGGCUGUAAAGAUAAUUGGGAAAAGAAUGAGCAGAUUGGAAGUUGCUACCAAUUUAAUACUCAGGCAGCUCUUUCUUGGAAAGAAGCUUAUGUUUCAUGUCACAAUCAAGGAGCUGACUUAGUGAGCAUCAAUAAUGCUGCUGAAUUAACUUAUCUUCAAGAAAAAGAAGGCAUUGCUAGAUUAUUCUGGAUUGGUUUAAAUCAGCUGUACUCUGCUAGAGGCUGGGAAUGGUCGGACCACAAGCCAUUAAACUUUCUCAACUGGGACCCAGAUAGGCCAAGUGCACCUACAAUCGGUGGAUCAAGCUGUGCAAGAAUGGAUGCCGAGUCUGGUCUGUGGCAGAGUUUUUCCUGUGAAGCGCAACUGCCCUAUGUCUGUAGGAAACCACUAAAUAAUACAGUGGAAUUAACAGAUGUGUGGACAUAUUCUGAUACCCACUGUGACUCAGGCUGGCUGCCAAAUAACGGAUUUUGCUAUCUGCUGGUAAAUAAAAGUGAUUCCUGGGAUGAGGCACAUAAAAAAUGCAAAGCUUUCGGUAGUGACCUCGUCAGCAUUCACUCUCUAGCUGAUGUGGAGGUGGCUGUCACAAAACUCCAUAAUGGGGAUGCCAAGGAAGAAAUAUGGAUAGGCCUUAAGAACAUAAAUGUACCACCUUUAUUUCAGUGGUCAGAUGGUACUGAAGUUAUUGUCACAUACUGGGAUGAGAAUGAGCCAAAAGUUCCUUACAAUCAGACUCCCAACUGUGUUUCCUAUUUAGGAAAGCUAGGUCAGUGGAAAGUCCAGUCGUGUGAAGAGAAACUCAAAUAUGUAUGUAAGAAAAAGGGAGAGAAAAUGAGUGAUACAAGGUCUGAUAAGAUGUGUCCUCCAGAGGAGGGCUGGGAGAGACAUGGAGAAACUUGUUACAAGAUUUACAAGGAUGAAGUCCCUUUUGGAACAAACUGCAAUCUGACUAUCACUAACAGAUUUGAGCAAGAAUACCUAAAUAAUAUGAUGAAAAAUUAUGAUAAAUCUUUAAGAAAACACUUCUGGACUGGCCUGAGAGAUGUGGAUUCACGUGGAGAGUAUAGUUGGUCAACUGUUGGUGGAAUAAAGCAGGCUGUAACCUUUUCCAACUGGAAAUUUCUUGAGCCAGCUUCUCGAGGUGGAUGCGUGGCUAUGUCUACUGGGAAGUCUCUUGGAAAGUGGGAGGUGAAGGACUGCAGAAGCUUCAGAGCACUUUCAAUCUGCAAGAAGAUAAGUGGACCUCGUAAGCCGGAGGAAGCAGCCCCUAAGCCUGAUGACCCCUGUCCUGAAGGCUGGCAGAGUUUCCCCUCAGGUCUUUCUUGUUUUAAGGUAUUCCAUGUAGAAAGAAUUGUGAGAAAGAGGAACUGGGAAGAAGCUGAAAGAUUCUGCCAAGCACUUGGAGCACACCUUCCUAGCUUCAGUCACGUGGAUGAAAUAAUAAAAUUUCUUCACUUUAUAGUGGACCAGUUCAGUGGCCAGCGUUGGCUGUGGAUUGGUUUGAAUAAAAGGAGCCCAGAUUUACAAGGAUCCUGGCAAUGGAGCGAUCAUGCACCAGUGUCCACUAUUACCAUGGCAGAUGAAUUUCAGCAGGAUUAUGACAUCAGAGACUGUGCUGCCGUCAAGGUAGCUCAUAGGCCAUGGAGAAGAGGCUGGUAUUUCUUUGAUGACAGAGAAACCAUCUUUUUCAGACCUUUUGCUUGUGAUACAAAACUUGAAUGGGUGUGCCAGAUUCCAAAAGGCCACACUCCAAAGACACCGGACUGGUACAAUCCAGAGCGUGCUGGAAUUCAUGGACCUCCAGUUAUAAUUGAAGGAAGUGAAUACUGGUUUGUGGCUGACCCACGCUUAAACUACGAAGAAGCCAACCUGUACUGUGCUAGCAAUCACAGCUUUCUUGCUACUAUAACAUCUUUUGCAAGACUAAAAGCCAUCAGAAAAAAAAUAGCAAAUAUAUCUGUUGAUGAACAGAAGUGGUGGGUGAGAACCAGUGAGCAGCCAAUAGAUCAUCGUUAUAUAUACUCACACCUGUCACACUACUUUCCCAUGGCGGUUGGAGAGGAAUGCUUGUACAUGUCUGCCAAGACUUGGCUUAUUGACUUAAAUAAACCAGCAGACUGUAGUUCCAAGUUUCCCUUCAUCUGUGAAAAAUACAAUGUAUCUUCAUUAGAGACAUAUAGCCCGGAUUCUGCAGCUAAAGUACAGUGUUCUGGAGAUUGGAUUCCUUUUCAGAAUAAGUGUUUUCUAAAGGUGAAAUCCACAUCUCUUAAGUUUUCUCAAGCAAGCGAGUUGUGUCACUCGUAUGGUGGCACCCUGCCUUCAAUCUUGAGCCAGAACGAACAAGAUUUUAUUACGUCCUUGCUUCCGGGUAUGGAAACCACUGUAUGGAUUGGUUUGCGCUGGACUGCCUUUGGGAGGAUCAGCAAAUGGACGGAUAACCGGGAGCUGACAUUCAGUAACUUUCACCCAUUACUGGUUGGUCGGAGGCUGAGAAUACCAGGAAAUUUUUUCGAGGAGGAGUCUCAGUACCACUGUGCCAUCAUACUCAACCUCCAAAAGUCACCUUUUACUGGGACAUGGAAUUUUACUGCCUGCAGUGAACGCCACUCUGUAGCUCUCUGUCAGAAAUAUCCAGAAAUUAAAGGCACAGAGACCUUGCAGAAUACGUCAGAAACUGUAAAAUACCUAAAUAACCUGUACAAAAUAAUCCCAAAGACUCUGACUUGGCACGCUGCUCAAAGGGAGUGUCUGCAAAACAACAUGCGCCUGGUGAGCAUCACAGACCCCUACCAGCAGGCCUUCCUCGCCGUGCAGGCCGUGCGGCGCAACUCCUCCAUGUGGAUCGGCCUCUCCAGCCAGGAUGAUGAGCUCAACUUUGGUUGGUCAGAUGGGAAACAUCUACAUUUCAGUCGCUGGGCUGAAAACAGCGAGCGACUUGAAGACUGUGUACUGCUAGACACGGAUGGAUUCUGGAAAACAGCCGAUUGCAGUGAUGAUCAACCAGGUGCUAUUUGCUACUAUCCAGGAAAUGAGACUGAACAAGAGGUCAGACCACUUGCCAGUGUUAAAUGUCCAUCUCCUGUUCUGAAUACUCCAUGGAUACCAUUUCAGAACUGUUGUUACAAUUUCAUGAUAACAAAGAAUAGACAUACGGCAAUAACACAGGAGGAAGUACAUUCUAAAUGCCAGAAACUACAUCCAAAAUCCCAUAUUUUGAGUAUUCGAGAUGAAAAUGAGAACAACUUUGUUUUAGAACAACUUCUGUACUUCAGUUAUAUGGCUUCGUGGGUCAUGUUAGGAAUAACUUAUGAAAAUAAUUCUCUUAUGUGGUUUGAUAAGACCAGGCUGUCCUAUACACACUGGAGAGAAGGAAGACCAACUAUAAAGAAUGGCAAAUUUUGGGCCGGUUUGGGUACUGAUGGCUUCUGGGAUAUUCACACCUUUAAUAUUAUUGAGGAAAUACUUUAUUUUCAUCAGCAUAGCAUUCUUGCUUGUAAAAUUGAAAUGGUUGACUACAAAGAAGAACAUAAUUCUACACUGCCACAGCUUAUUCCAUAUGAAGACGGUAUUUAUAAUGUUAUUCAAAAAAGGGUAACAUGGUAUGAAGCAUUAAACGCAUGUUCUCAAAAUGGAGGUUAUUUGGCAAGUGUUCAUAACCAAAAUGGCCAGCUCUUUCUGGAAGAUGUUGUAAGACGUGAUGGAUUUCCACUAUGGGUUGGGCUAUCGAGUCAUGAUGGAAGUGAAUCAAGUUUUGAGUGGUCUGAUGGCAGUACAUUUGACUACAUCCCAUGGAAAGGCCAAAAAUCUCCUGGGAACUGUGUUGUAUUGGAUCCAAAAGGAAUUUGGAAACAUGAAAAAUGCAACUCUGUUAAGGAUGGUGCUAUUUGUUACAAACCUUCAAAAUCUAAAGAGCUAUCACCAUAUGCAUACUCAUCAAGAUGCCCGGCAGCAAAAGGCAACGGGUCGCGGUGGAUCCAGUAUGGGGAUCACUGCUACACAUCUGACCAGGGAUUGCACAGUUUCUCAGAGGCCAAACAAUUGUGUCCAGAAUUUGAUCAUUCUGCAAAUAUUAUUUCCAUAAAAGAUGAAGCUGAGAAUAAAUUCGUGAGCAGGCUGAUGAGGGAAAAUAAUAACAUUACCAUGAGAGUUUGGCUUGGAUUCUCUCAAAAUUCUGCUGACCAGUCUUGGAGUUGGUUAGAUGGAUCAGAAGGGAAAUUUGUCAAAUGGGAAAAUAAGAGUAAGAGUGGUAAUGGAAAAUGUAGCAUUUUGAUAGCUUCAAAUGAAACUUGGAAAAAAGUUGAAUGUGCACAUGGCUUCGGAAGAGUUGUCUGCAAAGUUCCUCUGGGCCCUGAUUACAGAGGAACAGUUAUUACCUUUGCAGUGCUAAGUGUCUUAGCUCUCAUCAGUGGACUCACUUGGUUUUUCUUCCAAAAGAAUCGUUUCCACUGGACACGCUUCUCAUCAGUUCGGUAUGAACAAGGAGUGAAUGAAAAUGAGAUUAUGCUUCCUUCCUUCCAUGACUAAAUUAUUCAAAAAGUUUGCUAAUUUGCACUCAUAUGUUAGGAAAAAUGAGCCACUUAAAAUUUUCCAGUGUCAGUAUUUACUCCGUUCCAAAGUAAAAGUCUUAACUACUGUUUUAGUUGCUUAGGUCGUAUGUAUAUGCCGGUAUCCGGAAUUGAUUGCCCAUUAAAUGCCACGUUUAUAACUCUAAUUUAUACAACAGAGAGGACUUGAAGUUGGAACCCAAGCCCAAAUUGUUUGUAGGGUAAUAAUUUUAAUAUGCAUUUUCUCUGUAGGAAUAGUAACUAGGAUUUUUUUUUAAUGGACUGUUUCACAAAACUUCUCAGGAAAUUAAAAUUACCAGGUCACCUACUUUUAAUUUUUUAUGUCAGAUUAAUAUAAGAGUACAGAUGAUUAGAUUAGAUUGUGUUUGCUACAUUUGUGUUUGUUAUGUAAAGUCCUAGGUGUAAUUUUUUUAAUUUUUAAAGCAUCCAACCAAUUACAAAAUUAGUACCUCAGGGUUAAAAAUCUUAGCUGUAAAUAGUAUCAACAUUGUUUCAAAAUAGCCAUUUAUAGUAUUGGGGGAAAAUUAUUAAAGAAUGAGCUGUGCUUACUUUUUAUAUAGCAAAAUGAUGCCUCUUGGCAAGAUCCUUCUUAUACUGCUCCAAAGAUAUUUCAUACUAGUAUUAUUUAAAUGCAAAGGUUUUUUUCUGCUCAUAAUUGUUCAUGAAACAAUGGCAUUUAAAGAUUUAGCACUUACCAUUUUCUAAAGUGUCAGAAUAUUAUUUUCAGAUUGAUUAGGUACUGUGAAACAGCACGUUUUCUCUUUUCUGAUGUCGUACGUGUAAAUGCUUCCUUCUUAAAGGGACUCAAUUAAGUAUAAGAAUGCUUCACAAUUUUACAAAGCGCAUUGACUUUUGACUGAGAAUUUUUUAUUAUUUUGUUACUUUUUUAUAUAAGCUAAAUGGAGAAGGGGUACAUGAAGGAAAUUAUCUAACCUGCAUUUGUAAAAAUAAGGAUUUUUCAAUGAAACUCUAAACCUUGUAAUUACUAUUAAAAGACUUAAAGUUAUGAAUUAAGGAAAUACUGUUUUGUGGCUAUCACUUAAAAUUUUGACACCUAGAAUUAUUCUUAAUAAUAGCAUCCACUGGAUAUGGUGAAUGUUUUACUUAGCAUUUAACUUCUAUUUAUACUUUAGAGUAUUUUUGUAUAAAAUCCACAGAUUUAUUUUAAAUUUAGAGUAUUUACAUUAUAAUAAAGUUGUAAAUACAUUUUCUAAGACAGUUUUCAUGUGGUUUAUAGUUAUCCUGAAAUAUUUUUUAUUCAAUUUGUUAGACGUUCUCUUGUCCCAUGAUCUCUACAAUUUUAGUCAUUUGGACUUUCCUCAGAGAAGUGGAUGGACUUGAUGUGUAAAGUACAGCUGUAUAUUAGUAUAGUAGUGAUGUCCUAAUAAAGUUGUUUUAAGUAAAAGUGUUGGAGUUAAUUCUUGUUAAAAAGAAAAUAUCUCUAGAUUGGGGUUUAUUAUGUUAGUCAUAUAGUAUGUUGAGAAAUAAAGUGUCUAGCUAUUGUAAACUGAGGCAUUCUUUAAGAGAUUUUGUGUACCUUUUUUAAAGGAUAAAUAUAAG